Messenger RNA from Botrytis fragariae, 2220 nucleotides. RefSeq names its product putative plasma membrane channel protein. Gene Ontology annotation, biological process: chloride transmembrane transport. The record is from RefSeq and is a predicted model, not a curated record. The transcript is spliced from 7 exons. Gene Ontology annotation, cellular component: cortical endoplasmic reticulum. NCBI's taxonomy places the organism in Eukaryota, Fungi, Ascomycota, Leotiomycetes, Helotiales, Sclerotiniaceae. Gene Ontology annotation, molecular function: chloride channel activity. The coding region runs from base 1 to 2220 and encodes 739 amino acids.
AUGGCUUCGCUCAAGAGUAUUUACGAGCCAAAUCCAGCUCUUGGAAAUGCUUUAAAUACCAAUUUUGAAGUCGACUUUGUAAUCGAUUAUCGUUUUGCUACUACAAACAAGGUCGAAGCCGAAGCACAAUUCGUGAAGCUUAUCGAAGCUCUCAACGAUGUUGGGUUGAUGACUGAAGUGCGAAAUGGAGAUAACUGUUCACUUCUUAUAUUUGUCAAAGCUGCUUCGGACAGACAUCUGCGAUCCGAAGUAUAUCGCUCCAGAGUACAAGAUUGGUUAUAUGGAGUUCGAACAGCUGCACCAGAAAAGAAUAUGCAAGAGGCUUUGAGUGCAGAACCAAUGACUGAAGCUGAACGACUAAGAUUAGUAUACUUGUUGAUCACAAAACCGAGAAAUGAAGGUGGUGCUGGAAUCACGCCUAAGAGAGGAGAGUGGAAGGGAGUCGAAUCGAUAUUCCCCCUUCAUGACCAUGAAUUCAAUAAGGCUUGGAUUAAGGAAAUUACCUCCAAGUAUCUUCUGACAACCAAGGAUCUAGAGGAUAUCAAAGACAGAUUUGGUGAAAAGAUUGGAUUUUAUUUCGCCUUUCUACAAUCUUAUUUCAUGUUUUUGGUAUUUCCUGCGGCAUUCGGAUUUUGCGCUUGGGUUCUCUUCGGUCAAUACUCCCCAAUAUAUGCCGUAGUCAAUGGCUUGUGGGGAAUCGUCUACACGGAAUACUGGAAGAAACAAGAAACUGAUCUUGCAGUACAAUGGGGUGUUCGAGGAGUAUCCAAAAUUCAACACAAAAGACCCGACUUCAAGCAUGAAAGAGAAAUCAAGGAUCCGGUUACUGGAGAGCAGAUCAAGUUUUACUCUCCAGUGAAAAGAUUGAGUCGUCAAUUGCUGCAAGUACCUUUCGCACUCUGUGCUGUUGUUAUACUGGGAAGUUUGAUUGCAACUUGCUUUGCAAUCGAGAUCUUCAUUUCUGAAGUUUACAAUGGUCCAUUCAAGGCAUAUUUGACUUUCUUACCAACUGUCAUCCUGACAGUGUUCAUGCCAACACUGUCUGUUCUUUUGACAGGAUUUGCCUCAAAAUUGACAGAUCUUGAGAAUUAUGAAACUACUGACGCACAUGAUGCAGCAAUGGUUCAAAAGAUCUUCGUCCUCAAUUUCAUAACAUCUUACAUGCCAAUCUUCCUCACAGCAUUCGUCUAUGUUCCAUUUGCUCAACACAUCGUCCCUCAUCUCGAUAUUUUCCAAAUGGCCGUGAGACCAUUUGCGGAGAAUGAUGAACAAAUGACAGCACCAAAAGCCGGAUUCCAAAUUAAUCCUGACAGAUUAAAGAAACAGGUCAUCUACUUUACAGUUACAGCACAAAUCGUCAAUUUCGCACUCGAAAUUAUUGUUCCAUAUGUCAAACGUAGCGUCUUCAGAAAAUACAAAGAAGUCCAAGCUGAUCGUGCCGCUAAACGUGGAGGUUCCUCAACACCGGAAAGUGAUCAUCCAGAAGAGGCCGCAUUCUUAACCCGUGUAAGAAAUGAAGCUGAAUUGGGUAUCUAUGACGUAACAACAGAUUUCCGAGAAAUGGUUAUUCAAUUCGGUUAUUUAUCUCUCUUCUCAGUCGUUUGGCCCCUUACUGGUCUUUCUUUCUUGAUUAAUAAUUGGAUUGAACUCAGAGGUGAUGCUCUCAAGAUCGCACUGGAAACUCAACGCCCUGUUCCAUGGCGCGCGGAUUCUAUAGGCCCAUGGCUUGAUGCAUUGGGUUUCUUGUCAUGGUUGGGAAGUCUUAGUACGGCAGCUCUGGUGUACCUAUUUUCGGGGGAUGGAUUUGGACCGGAUGGAACACCAAGUAAAAUGACGGGUUGGGGAGUGUUACUUACUAUGUUUUUUUCGGAACAUAUCUAUUUGACUUUGAGAAGAGGUAUUCGAUUGGCAUUGAGUAAGAUUGAUAGUCCGGGAUUGCAGAGAGAGAGAAGGGAAAGAUUUGCAGUUAGGAAACAAUAUUUACAAGAAACGAUAUCGCAAGAAGCUGCGGAGAAGGCUGCUUCAGGAGGAAUUACAAAUGGGGAGAAGAUUAGUAGAAAUACGCUAGAGGAAGAAGCAAGAGAAUCGAGUUUGAGAGGUCAUGGAACUGCAGAGGAGAGAUUCUGGCAGAGACAAAGAGGACAGGGAGAAACUAUCGCGAUGGGAAGAAGUUUUAUUAAUAAGACGGCUCCGAAUGUGGAAUCGAAGAAGGAACUUUGA